Messenger RNA from Diatraea saccharalis (sugarcane borer), 1584 nucleotides. The record is from the annotation of a GenBank genome assembly. NCBI's taxonomy places the organism in Eukaryota, Metazoa, Arthropoda, Insecta, Lepidoptera, Crambidae.
AUGGACGACAAGGGUAACCACGUGUGCAUGCUGGCCAAAGAGCCAAAAUACGUGGAUCUGCCGCCAACUGUCGGCUGCUGGCGGAUGGUUCUUUGUAAGAUACGAGAAUGGCGUAUGCCCUGCGAAUGGCACCACGGAUCCAAGAUGUAUCUCCGAAGUCGGAAGAGUAUGACUAGAGAGCGAGACAGAGUGGUGGAGUUGGGCUACUGGCCAGUACUGCACCCGUAUAGUCCCAUCAAGCACUACUGGGACUGCAUCGCGUUCACCGUGGGGUUUCUGGCAAUAUUAUAUAUCCCCGUAGAAGUAUUCAAGCCGUGUCCAUCACCUUACAACUAUUACAUUAUUAUAGCCGACACCGUCGCAUUCUUGGAUAUCUGUUUAAAAUUUAUCACCGGCAACGACCGAGACGGCAACAGAGUGAUCCUAGACUCGAGGGAAAUCGCUCGACGCUAUCUAUGUGGUACUUUCAUACUGGACUUAAUAUCCACUCUGCCGUUCCAAUUUAUACAAAUCACCGAAGGCUGCCGCUAUCCUACAUACACAUCGUGGUAUUUACUGAAGCUCUUUAGACUGAUCGCUAUCGGAAAAGCCUGGACCAACAUCUCCAAUCAAAUGCAACUGUCCUAUGUCACUACUACCUCCAUAGCUGUUCUCACGCGACUUGUUCUUUUCAUACACUGGAUGGCGUAUAUAUAUUACCAGAUACCGAUCAUAUUCGUUCAUUACUACAACUUCAAAGGUUUAGCCAACAGUUGGAUAAAACGCUUCCUUAUAGAAGACCUGUACGACACUAGUAUUUACAUUAAAUACUCGAUGUCUCUCUUCUACGUCGGUGGCAUGAUUAACGGUGCAGAGAGGCCGUCCGAUUUGGGCUUCUAUUUAGUUGAAGAGACGAUAAUGAGCUCUACGAUAGGUUUAAUAGGGCUCAUGUUUAUGGUGUACGUUUGGUCGACGUUGCUCCGGAUGGCGGCGUAUAGCCGCUUCGCUAUGUAUUUAUAUGAAGGAGGACUGAAGGAGCUGCAGAACUACAUGGUGUUCAAACGUAUGCCGGCAAGCUUGAGGGACAAGAUUCAAGUUUUUAUAAAUUACAAGUUUUUCGGACACUACUUUAAUGAACGAGAUAUUCUCAAUACGAUAAAUGAACAGAUAAAACAAGAUAUCAAUAUGCACUGCUGCAAGCGUCUCGUGAUGAAUGUGCCGUUGUUUCAUGAGAUGCCGAUAGCAUUCCUCAACGCGAUCGUAUUCAAGUUGGUUCAAGUUAUAUACUUGCCAGGAGAGACAGUGAUUAAAUGUGAUCAACCAGGAAGCUCCAUCUACCUGAUAUACUCUGGCACUGUUGCUGUGAUCAACGCAGCGGGCCAAGAGGUGGCCCACCUUCGCGACGGAUCGUACUUCGGCGAAGCAGCACUCUUCAAUCCUGGUUCACAACGCUCAUCCACAAUUAUAGCACUCGAGAUAACAGAAAUGUACAAAUUGAGCAACAAGGAGUUCCAGUCGUGCCUGCAGGCGUACCCGCACCUCAAGCGACGCCUCGACGACUACACCAAGUCUGGCCGACGACGAAACUUCGCCACUUAUAACUAA